Pygocentrus nattereri (red-bellied piranha) is the source of this 4703-nucleotide messenger RNA. Its product is annotated as probable E3 ubiquitin-protein ligase HERC4. Bases 87 to 3056 code for a protein of 989 amino acids. NCBI's taxonomy places the organism in Eukaryota, Metazoa, Chordata, Actinopteri, Characiformes, Serrasalmidae. The record is from RefSeq and is a predicted model, not a curated record. Gene Ontology annotation, molecular function: ubiquitin protein ligase activity. Gene Ontology annotation, biological process: ubiquitin-dependent protein catabolic process; protein ubiquitination. The transcript is spliced from 24 exons.
CUCAGCUCUCACUGCCGCCGCCCUCAGAGAGCCGCUAGCUGGCGACGGCAGGGUUUAGUCUGCUCGAGCUUUUCUUCGCUUCGCCCAUGUUUUAUUGGGGUGGACUGAGCUCGCCGGGCAGCGCUGGCGUGGGUCUGAGCUUUGGGGAUGGUUUUAAACACAUCCUCGGCUCUAAGAGACUCUCCGAGCUGUCUGUCAAGCGCAGCCUGCUGGCGUUUCUCACUGCAGACGGAAAUGUGACUGUGGUUUUACUGAAUGGACAGAGUGAAGAAGGACAGAACGAAAGACAGACGAGUAGAGGAGGAAAAGCGCCGAGUCGGUACAAACGAUUUAAUAUAACGUUGAAAGAGCAAAUUCACUCUCUCAGUAGUGGAAAGCACCAUGUGGUGCUUGCGACACAGGCAGGGAUGGUGUGGGAGUGGAGUGAGCAGUCUACCAUAACCAAGCCCUUCAGAAGCUUGACUAACAAACAGAUUGUACAAGUUGCAUGCGGAGAUGAUCACUCAGUUGUGCUAACCAAAGAUGGUCAGCUGUUCACAUGGGGUCAGAAUUCCAGUGGUCAGCUGGGUUUGGGGAAAGAUAAGCCCAGCUCUCUGUCUCCGCAGCCCCUUAAGUCUCUGGAUGGGAUCCCACUGGCUCAGAUCAGUGCUGGGGGAAACCACAGCUUUACCCUUUCUCUCUCUGGAGCUGUGUUCGGAUGGGGCAGGAACAGUGCCGGACAGCUGGGCCUGGGGGACAAAGAAGAAAGGUAUGUUCCUGUCUGUGUGAAGAGCUUGAACCAAAAGAAGACAGUGUUCAUCUCGUGUGGAGAGGACCAUACUGCUGUUCUAACAAAGGGAGGUCUGUUGUUCACAUUCGGGUCAGGAUGUUACGGGCAGCUCGGACAUAAUUCACUGAGAGAUGAACAUCGACCUCGUCUGCUGGGUGGACUCUGGGGGUCAAAAGUGUCCCAAAUAGCCUGUGGACGACAUCACACUCUGGCACUGAUUGGAUCAUCAAAAAUGAUCUACUCGUUUGGACGUGGAGAGCAAGGAGAGCUGGGAAAUGGACAGAGAACCAAUCAGUGUGUGCCACUUCCUGUACACCUGCCACCAGAAUGCAGCCCUAAUCAGACAGUGGAGAAAAUCAUGGCUGGAGGAAAUCUUUCUGUUGCCUGUUUUCAGGAUGGUGAGAUCUCAGCAGGUUCAUGCAGAGGGAUGUCAGUAUUGGAUGAUGGAAUUAUUGACAGAUGGAUUUUAGACUGCGAAAACGCAAAAGCAUGGAACAGAGUGAAAAGUGAAAUCAAGAAAAUGUUCUCAUCGGCAUCGUGCAUCAACGGCAGCUUCAUUGACAAAAGUGAUAAACAUUAUAAAACAUCUGAAAGGCAGUCUGGUCUGGAUUUGUCGUUGGCUCGUCUUGCUUUUGAGAAGAUGGCCCAAAAGCAGAAGAUUUUACUGGAGGUGGAAAGUGUAGUGAGGCAGAAUCUGCUCCGGUCUCUGGGCUCCACUGCUCCUGGUGUUGAAGCUCUGAGAGUUUACCUCAUCCUGCCUGAGCUCCUCAGAGUGCUGAACAAACAACAGCAUGGAAAGCAGCUCGCUGUAGACCUGGCUUCUGCCAUUUUACACCUGGAUCAGGAGUCACUGAGUGUCUUAAGAAGGCUGUGGACUACACUGCCCUAUUACUACUACAGAACGCUGGUGAAGGUCUUUCACUCUGUAUUGGCACACUUCAUCUCCCAGAUGACAACUCAGAUCUGCAACCGCUGGGACGAAGCAUCGUUUCUUCUAAAGGUUCUGCACAAACUGCACGAUAUUAAUAGCAAGAGAGCCUCACGGUUGAUGGAUGAUUACUUCUACAUCAAAGAGCUCUUUGAGGUCUUUGCCUCUGUUCCAUUUUUCCUCAGUGAUCAGCAAAAAUGUUCAGUUUUUUUCAACUUUAUGAAAAAUGUGGACUGUCUUUGUUGUUACCCUUUCAUUCUUGACUUGAGGUCUAAACGCUUUCUUUUCAGUUUUUUGCAGGAAAGACAAAAGAAUGUGGAUCCUCCACUCGUCUGUGAAAACUCACUGUGUGUGAAGAGAGACAUGGUGCUAGCAGAUACUCUUGCAUAUCUGAGAACAACUCCUCCUGAUUUCUCCCUCCCAUUAAAGGUGAACUUUUUCCUGGAGGAUGGGUUUGAUGCUGGAGGUUUGUGUACAGAAUUCUUCACACUGCUUAGUCAGGAUAUAAGAAAAGCCUCCAGCGUGAUUCAAGCCUCUAAAGACUCAGGUCUCUUCUGGUUCUCUGCUGAUACCUCUGGAAGCAGUGAUGAGUUUUACUAUCUCGGCGUCAUCUGUGGAAUGGCCUUUUAUAAUCACUGUUACUUAAACAUCGGCUUCCCAUUGGCGCUCUUCAAGAAGCUACUGCACCUGAGUCCCACUCUCAGUGACCUGGAGGAGCUGUCCCCAGUGGAAGCCAGGUCUCUGAAAAAUGUACUGAUGGAAGAUGAGGAAGUUGAGGAGAUUUUUUGUUUGGAUUUCACAGUACAGGGCAAAGAGCUCAUUCCGAAUGGAAGACAAAUCCCUGUCACCAAAGUCAACAGGCAGAAAUAUGUGGACUUGUAUGUUGACUUCUUUCUCAACAAGUCUGUGGAGUAUCAGUUCAAGGAAUUUGCCAGAGGAUUUUCUUGUGGCAACUGCUUCGACUUCUGGAGGAUGUUUCUGCCUGAAGAACUCAGGCUUCAACUCUACGGCACAUCUAAAUAUGAGUGGGAAGAACUCCGAAGGAUUGCCACUUAUGAACACUGUGGACCCCUGGAUAAACUGAUUCAAAAUUUCUGGACUGUUUUCCUUGAGCUGUCUGAAGAACAUAAGAAGAGGUUUCUGAUUUUCAUGUAUGCAACAGUCCGCUUGCCUUUGGGAGGCCUCUCUCAACUGCACCUGAAAAUUGUAAGAUGUGACUAUGAAGAUGCAGACAAGCGUUUCCCAGUGGCUCAGAUCUGCUUCGGCACGCUGCAUCUUCCAAACUACAGCAACAUCCAAAUACUUGGAGACAGACUAAUUCAUGCCAUCACCUGUUGUGAGGAUUUCGGGAAGAUGUAGAAAGUCAUUUGAUCUGUUCUGUAAAGUGUUAGUGGAGAUAUGAGAUGUCCUUUAACAGACUAAGAGUAAAACAUGACCAUGGUCCAUGAACCUGGGUGAUUGUAUAUCAAGACUACAGAGGUCAUGGAAGACUACUGUGUAAAUAACCCCAAGCUUUUUAUUUGUAGAUAUUCACUGAAUGUUACAAAUUAUGUUUGCUUAUUUAAAUAUAUUUUUUAAUAUAUUCAAGGGGCAUUCUGGCCUAAAACUAGCAUUGCUAUGUUAUUUGUUGUGCUAUGCAGUGUUUUAGAGCAGUAUUAGACCCCCCAGCCUGAUCAGUUAGACAGAAUUCAUCAUUUUAAAUAUUUUCAGGUUUUCCCUCUUUCGGUGUUCUUUCACUACAGUACCCAGCAGGUAUUAAGCAAAUACAUUAUCGUGCAUUCCUGUGCUGUUGGCCAAUCCUGACUGCUAGCAUAGCCACUGAUCUGUAGGUUGAUUUAUUCAACCAUGCUAGCAUUAGUGUAACUCUUGCCUUAUGGCCACUUCAGACAAGGACUUCACCCUAUUAUUCAUAGAAAAUAUCUAGAGAGCCAGGUAGCCACCUUGCUAACUUGCUAACAAUAAUGAUUUGAUAGCAGUGACAUUAGCUACCAGGCUUCUUUCUGCAUUCCUAGUGAGAAAGAAUUUUGAACAGUCCAUACCCAAACAAUGACUCUUUAGCAGAUUCAGUGUUUCUAAGGUUUCUCCCACCUUCAAGAAAGAUUAUCAGAAGGAGCUUUUGUAGUCUUUAAAAUAGAUAAUCAAUCAGUCAAUCAAUCGACUUAAUAAAUAACAGUUGAAAUAGGGCUAAAAUGACUUACCAUUUAGGGGCAUCAUCUGUUUCUACUUUGUUAGCCCACCGGACCACCAAAAAGCAGGCAUUGUUCUGAAUGGUGGGUCAUUCUCAGCGCUCAUGUAUUAGUGGCAUUUUAGUGUGUGUUGCAGUGGUGCAUGUGGAUCAGACACCUUAGCAAUGCUGGUGCACAGAUUUUUCUCUAUUAUGCUGGUCGCAUGACUCUUAGCCCUGCUAGAAGAACCUGCAUACAGCAGCACGACAGGUCACCACCAAAACCAGAAUAUGCUGUGUUUUGUUGCUGGUCAACUUGUAGGACCAUGCUAGGGUGACCGGCUAAGCCAGAAGCAGACCAGCAUAAACCAGCAUGAAAUGCCUGUGUUGUUAUUUUCAGCGGGGAGAUGACCACAGCUCAUCUAAUCUUAUGAAGACCACAGCCACAAAGACGAGACAGAGUUCUUGAGAUGCAGAGAUGUCCCUUGGCAAAAAAACAAACAAACAAUAAACUAACAAAACAAAAAAAUUACUUAUGGGGUUGUUUGGUGUUUGGUGCUUCGCUUCAACGACAUGUUGCUAAUAAACCCCAUGUUUAAUAAAGCGGAGUGGAUGUAAUACUGCUACUUUCUCUGCUCUGCGGUGAAGGUUAUUUUGAUAAGUGCGAUAUGAUUUAUUUUCCCUCACAGUUUAGGUCAUGUUUAGGCAAACAUGCUUUAGAUCUAACGUAGCUAUGCAUACAUUCUGUUUCUUGAACCGAAGCUGUGAACAUCCUGUUUACUUUUUAAUCAUAACAUGAAUGUUUAAUAAUAAUUAAAAGCACAAGUUCAUGUAAAUAAUAC